AUGGACAUGCAAUCGUCGAGCGACUCCUCCCUGCCGAAGCCGGGAGAUCUCGUUUGGGCGAAGAUGAGGGGAUUUCCCCCCUGGCCUGCAAAGGUCUUGGAGAAGGACAAGAACACCCCGUUGUCUCGCAUACCUGUGAUCUUUUUUGGUACAGGAGAAAAGGCCUUCAUGAAGCCAUCGGACGUUUUCGAUUACUAUGAGAAUAAAGCACAAUAUGAAGUUCCGAGGAAACACAAGGGCUUUAAUGAAGCUGUUCAUGAGAUUCGAGUGGCAGCAGGGUUUGAAACAUCUUUCGAUGCUGACCCAUUCGGAGCUACCACUUCAAAUAAGAGCCCUUCACCUAUGUCUGGUGCGGUUAAAGUGUUAUCUGAUGUCUUUCUUCCUGGAUUUGGAGGACGACGAGCCGAUUCCGCAUCGACAAGGUCUCGAUCAAGAACUAGUAGUUCUGCAUCUGCUCUGAAGAAGCUUCAUAAAGCAAUGCAUCGUCGGCGGAUGGAUAGCGGUAGUUCCGCUGGAUCUCGUCGUGUGAAGGGUCUAGGAGGUUUCGGCGAUCGCGGACUUGAUUUCUUUGAUAAUUUCCAGACCCUGGAUGGAACGGACUUUAAUGUGUUGGAUGAUGAAGUGAAUCUGCUAGCUAAUGACGAUGCUAGGUCGAACCGAUCGAAAAGGUCGCAUACUUCUUCGAAACUUUAUGAUGAUUUAUUAACUCGAAACAGGUCGGGAAGUGCAAGCGAUGCCGGCAAAAGAAGCAGGUACCUUUUCCACUGCGAAUUUCUCCUUUCGGUUCUGUUGCUUAUAAUUUUUCUUCUAUUAUUUUAUGAUUCCAUACCUGGUACACCAGAAGCUCCUGCACCUCUUCUCAAUCCCGCAGUUUUCUGUACAGCUUGUGGUUGUGAAUGCAAAUCUCACGAUGGGAGGUGGAGUUCGUCCAAGACCGAGGUCAGUGUUGACCAGAAGUUUUUUCGCAAUAAAACUCAAAACCUGUGCUCUGCGGACUUAAAGCAUAUUGCUUCCACUCUUCACAUUUCUGUGGUUAAUGGGGUGUUUUUUUUUCAGGAAGACAAAGUUGAGAAAACGCCGGCAAUAGGUGCGGACGGCCAUCGAGAAUGCAUAUUUUGCAGUGGUCAAGUUCGACCACAAAUGUGUGGCAGCAACAGACACAGAUGGCGCUGUGUUGAUAAGAAGUGUCGAAAGUGGUAUGGUUGGGUUAAAAGUAAUGAAGAAAUCCCGAAAUACGUUAACAAAAAGGGGAAGAAAAAAAGAUAUGGCAAUCGUUCAAAGAAGGUGCUUUCAACCAGUCGUAAAGAGAAAGAAGAGGAUGACACUGGUAUGCAGUGUUUUCCACUAUUUAAUAGACUUGGGCGCCCUCCAAAAGAGCAUGGGCUAAAAAUACGGCUGAAAGGAGUAAAGGAAAGGAAGGAAGUGAGUAAUAAACGCGAUGAUUUAUAUACAUUGCGUUUGCUGCCUCUUACAGAAGAAGAAAAGAACUUCGAACCCUGUGGGAUCGAGAAACGAGUUAGAUGGUGGUUGAGUGAGAAGCGAAGGCUUGACCCUAGCCCUGAGCGGUGCGCUUUGUUAGAUUUUCACAGACAGCUUAGUGCUGAUGAAGCCCAAUCAGUAAGUGGUGCGCUAGACAUGUUAAUGGAUUCCCUCAUGGGUUCUUUCGGACCUCUUCUUACAGUGGCAUCUGUCGCUUUCAAAAACCUGGUGAAUUUGUUUUUAUUUUUAAAAGGGAUUCUACGUGAAGUGUAG
Messenger RNA from Angiostrongylus costaricensis, 1752 nucleotides. The record is from the annotation of a GenBank genome assembly. Lineage: Eukaryota; Metazoa; Nematoda; Chromadorea; Rhabditida; Metastrongylidae.